Molecule: messenger RNA, 672 nt
Organism: Pieris rapae (cabbage white)
Lineage: Eukaryota; Metazoa; Arthropoda; Insecta; Lepidoptera; Pieridae
Product: trypsin-2-like
Exons: 6
Coding region: 1-672 (223 amino acids)
Biological process (GO): proteolysis
Molecular function (GO): serine-type endopeptidase activity
Source: RefSeq, a predicted model, not a curated record
AUGAUUGAUGUACCUCUCAACUCUAUUGUGGAAAUAGUGUUGGUGGAUGAAGCAUCCACAAAAAAUGAUGCUGUUCCUCAAGCAAGGAUAAUUGGUGGCCAUGAGGCUAAGCCAUACAGUCACCCAUAUGUAGUAUCUUUGCAGUUACGAUUUCUUUGGCUCCGUGGCCAUAUUUGUGGGGGAAGUAUCAUCAAAGAAAAUUGGGUACUUACAGCGGCCCAUUGUAUUCAAGAGUCGUGGCUUACAAGAUGGCUGCCUUUGGAAGCUAUUGCUGGAACAAACGAUGUUUAUGAUUUUGGACCAUUAGCUCAAGUGAACUCAGUAGACCAAAGAAUACCGCAUCCCAAUUACCAAGGGCUAAAUGUGUUUCCGCCUAUAAAAUGCAACAAAGCUGUUGCAGAACUUUUAGAAAGCGAUGAACGUAAUCCACUUGACAGAAAUGCACACAUUUGUACCGGUCCUCUAUCUGGAGGUAUUGCAGCCUGUAGUGGGGAUUCAGGUGGACCAUUGAUUGAAAUGGUUUCAAGUAUACCAGUCAUUCGUGGUAUCGUCUCAUGGGGUAUAAGUCCGUGUGGUAUCGAAGGGGGUCCAACCGUAUUUACCAAUGUCUUUGAAUAUAUCGACUUCGUUAAGAAAUAUAGUGACAAUACCUCUUCAUCAAAUUAUAAAUGA